GCCAUGAUUAAUUUAUGAAAUAUUUAUGCAUAGGUUUGAAUCUCUAAAAUUAAAUUAAAUAAGAAAAAGCAACUCCUAAUCUCUAUCCUUGACCUGGGCCGAAUCUCUCAGCCCACUUCUGUUUUCUCCUCUGUACGAGGGAGGCGGGAGGCCCAGCGCGUCGCUGCCUGCUGGGCGUUCGUCUCUCUCUUUCCCCCGUUCCCCUCUCUUCUCACUUGGUCUUCUCUUCCUUUUCCUGGCGGCGACAAGCCGACGACUGGGCGAGCAGCGGCGCCCCUCGCGACGUCUUCACCUGGCCCUUUGCCGGCGACGAGCACCACUAGUCUUCCGCUAGCAGGGACAGUAGGCCGAUGGAGUGCGUGGUGCAGGGAAUCAUCGAGACCCAGCAUGUUGAGGCUCUUGAGGUUCUUCUCCAGGGUCUCUCUGGUGUCCCAAAAGAGCGUGUUAGGGUGCACGAGCUCUGUCUUAAAAGUGGACCCAAUCUAGGUGUUGUCCCAUCAGAGGUUCGUUUGUUGUGUGACUUAGCUCAACCCACACCAUCCUGGACCAUAAGACAUGUUGGUGGUGCCAUGAGAGGUGCUGGUGCAGAGCAAAUCUCAGUUCUGGUCCGUACAAUUGUAGAGAGCAAAGCUAGCAAGAAUGUCUUGCAGUACUUUUACACUUUAGGGUACAAGUUAGACCAUGAACUCUUGAAGAUUGGUUUUGCUUUCCGUUUCCACCGAGGUGCCCAGAUCACCGUCACUGUUACAUCUGCUAACAAGAUGCCAAGACUCCAUGCAACCGAUGAAGCUGUGCCGGUCACUCCUGGCAUACAGCUAGUGGAAAUCACAGCUCCUGCUGCUGCUGACAAUUACAAUGACGUUGUUUCAGCCGUCACUGCGUUCUGUGAAUAUCUUGCACCGCUGCUGCACCUGUCGAAACCAGGACACUCAACUGGAAUUGUCGCAACUGCUGGCGCCGCUGCUGCCUCGCUCAUGUCAAGUGGUGGUGGCAAAACCUUGUAAAGUGGUCUUCUUGGUCUCUUGGAGCUGAGUGGAAUGUGUGGCUGUUGAUGUGUUCUUCUUUGUGCUGAGUAGGCAGUUUUUCCGUAUUGCUGGCGGUCCAUGGCUGACGCUGCCUGUACCCACCCAGUUAGUUGACCUCCUACAUCUGAUUCCAUGACGGUGUCGUGCCUUGUGGCUGCACGGUCCGUGAGACCCACCUGUGGUGUAUACACCUGUUUUUAGUAUAAUCUUAUUGACCAAGCUGGCGUUGUGAUCUGAUCCGGGUAGUUGUUCUGAAGUAAUGCACUCGCAUGUUUCGCUAUGCUUUAGGAAGCUGCAAAUUGUUGGUGUUUGGGACAUCAUGGGGCAAUCUUUGUAAUCUUUUGUGAUGUCGAUGAGACGAUGACUAUUAUUCUUGCACUUGUCUAAUUGCGUUCAUUGGAGCAAUGUUGGACUGAAAUGUUGAAUGUGAUAGGCAUUUAAUUUGUCC
Molecule: messenger RNA, 1473 nt
Organism: Setaria italica (foxtail millet)
Lineage: Eukaryota; Viridiplantae; Streptophyta; Magnoliopsida; Poales; Poaceae
Product: mediator of RNA polymerase II transcription subunit 18
Exons: 6
Coding region: 351-1004 (217 amino acids)
Biological process (GO): regulation of transcription by RNA polymerase II; termination of RNA polymerase II transcription
Cellular component (GO): core mediator complex; mediator complex
Molecular function (GO): transcription coregulator activity
Source: RefSeq, a predicted model, not a curated record